Molecule: messenger RNA, 960 nt
Organism: Aspergillus novofumigatus IBT 16806
Lineage: Eukaryota; Fungi; Ascomycota; Eurotiomycetes; Eurotiales; Aspergillaceae
Exons: 3
Coding region: 97-852 (251 amino acids)
Molecular function (GO): protein binding
Source: RefSeq, a predicted model, not a curated record
AGUUCAGUCUUCUUUUCCCCUCUCUCAGGUCCCAUCCCUUUAAAAGUAUCACUUUACGUAUUUCAUACCUGUUUUCUUUUAAUAGUCCAAGUCAAUAUGGACGGCUUCCUCGGUAAAAUCAUCGAAAAAGUCGCUGGUGGUGGCAGCAGCAGCAACAGCGGCGGCGGCGACGGCUACUCCUCCUACAAUCAGCAGCCCAGCUACGGUGGACAAGGGCAAGGUUACAAUUCAGGUCCUGCCCCUCCCCAGGACCUCCCUUACCCGUGGGUCGCCCGCUGGGAUGAUCGCGACCAGCGCUGGUUUUACGUGAACGAGCAGACCGGCGAGAGGUCCUGGGAUCGGCCGUACGGCGGCAGUGGCGGUCAGUCUUACGGAGAGCGAUCGUACGGCCAGCCUCAGCCUUCGUAUGGGUAUGAAGGCGGCUAUGGGCAGCCACAGGAACAGCGACCGGAACACAAGGAUCAUAGUAUGAUGUAUGGUGCGGCGGCGGGCGCGGCCGGUUUAGUGGGUGGUGCGAUACUGAUGCAUGAGGGGGAGAAAAUCCAUGAGGACUGGGAUGAGGAUAAGGAGAGAAUCGAGCAGAAUGUUGAGGAUUUCCCUGAGGAUGCGGCACGGUGGACCGGCGAAAAGGUUGGUGAAGUGGAGGCGAUUCCAGAGAAUAUCGAACAGGGCUGGGAUCGCACCGAAGACCGCAUCGAGAAUAAGUGGAACAAUGCGGUCGACGACGUCGAGGACUUUCCGGAGAAUGCGGCAGAAUGGACUGGACGAAAAGUCGGCGAGGUGGAACAAUUUGGCGACAAUAUAGACAAUGCCUAUGAUGAGGGAAGGGCUGAAGGUCGGGAUGAUUGGUAGACGCCUUCAUAAGGGGUCAUACCGCAUUUCGAUAAGGUCAUUUAUGCAUCAUUCGCAUAGCAGUAUUGCAGUCAUGAUGUACUCGUCGAUAAAUGACAAUGUUUGAAU